Messenger RNA from Paramecium sonneborni, 1744 nucleotides. Lineage: Eukaryota; Ciliophora; Oligohymenophorea; Peniculida; Parameciidae. The record is from the annotation of a GenBank genome assembly.
AUGGAUCACUUAUCAUAAAGACAAUUACUAUAAUUAUUGUAUGAAAAGGAUUGUUAUAUUUAAGCACUUGAAUAAUAAUUAGAAUUUAGUAGAUAAGAAGUUUUAUUGUUAAAAAGCUAAAAAUAAUCAAUCAUUAUUCAAAAUCUCUCCUCUGAUGAAGAUUGUAAUCUAGAUGAGAAUUCAGAACCAGCUAUUAGUGAUAGUAGAGUAGAAUAGUUUUAGAGUUCAGGCAAAAAAAUUAAGUUGAAAGCUCCUCUAUAAGAAAGCAAUAAUUUUAAUGUCUCAUAAUUUAGACAAUCUACCUAAUACUUAAAAUAAAAAGUAUUAGAUUCAUUUGAUGUCCAAAAUGUUACAGCUGAUAAUUUAAAGGUUUUAAAAAACAACGAUUAAUUAUUUGAUGAUCUAUUCAUUUUAGGAUUAGGAUCAGAAUAAUCUAACGAACAACAAGUGAUUUAUUCAUUCAAUUAAAAUAGUAUUUAUAUAUAAUAAAUACUAGAAAAUCAUUAACAUAUAUUGUAAAUUUCCAAAUUCAUAUUUCCAGAUGGAUGCAAACCUAAAAUAAUACCUUUGUCUUUUAGUCUGGAAGACAUCAAUUUAAUGAUUAAUUAAAAUUAUUCAAUUGAUUCUCCAAACUGUUUUGUAAUCAUUACCAAAUAAACUGAAUAACAAUAACUAAAAUAUCAUAUCUGUUAUCGUUAUACAGAUUUUACAAUUUUAAACCCAGAAUAAGUCAAAUUUAGUAAAAGAGCAAUCUGUUUUUCAACAAGUAAAUAUUUAGUAGAUUUUUAUUAACAAACAAUAAUUGUAAUUUUAUCAUAGUUAAAAUCUAUGAGAAUUAAUUUGUAUUCUAGAACAAACAAUAUUUCUUUAGUAGAUACAAAUUUCUUUGAUAAAAAUAUUUCUCAAAUUAGUUUGAGAAUAUUAUCAUAACUUACUUAAAGAAACCCUCCUAACUUCAUUACUAUUAAUAAUUAAGAGUUUAAAAUAAGUGAAAAUGAUAAUAUUUAAUGGGUAUAAAAAUUUUAAAUAUUAGGGAAUUCCUCAAUUAUUUAAAAAAUUAAACUCUUAAAGUUUAAUCAAGAUUUUUGUAAGUUGUUUAAUAGAAAAAUCUAUUGUUUUUGUAAGCAAAUCACCAUAGUUAUCAACAGCAGCUUGUUUAUUAUGCUAAAAAUAUUUACUAAAACCAUUUGCUUGGAUACAUCCUAUAAUUAGUAACUUACCUUUAGAAAACAUAGUUUACUUAGGAAGUCCUGUACCAAUAAUUGCAGGCUUAGAAUGCGUAAAUAUGAUUUGUUAAACUUAGAAUUUUUCUACCUUAUAGAGUCAAGGAAUUAUAAAUAAAUUUUAGAAUACUAUUUUUAUAAACUUGGAUAAUAAACAAUAGAUAUAAUUUGGAAACACUGAUGCAAUUCCAUUAUUAUCAGCAGAAUUAAUGACAUUUUUAUUAGGUAGAUUAGAUUCAUACUUCUAAAAAGUAUAAUAAGAUCAUAAUAAUUACAUUUAAUGUUUGUAAAUUUUUAAUUAGUUGUUUCAUGCAAGAGUAAUUAGGAAUGUUCCUAUUGAACCAAUUAGAUAGAAUACAAAUUAAAAUUUUAAAAAAAGUAGUAAAUUAUUACUAGAUUAUGACAAAAUAGCCUAAAAAACAUUAUAAAAUAUGGGAACUAUUAAUGCAGAUAAAGUUAUUUGGAAAUAGUUUUUCCAAACAUAAAUUUUUAUAUAAUUUAUUGAUUAAUAUUAUCAUUGA